AUGUCCCAUAGUCCUGCCGAGGUGACCGCUGCAGACGCCCUAGCCAAUAUGUCUUCAAUCAACAGUCCUUUGAUCUCUGAUCGUUCUACUGCCAGCAACGUGUCCGAGGGUAGCAUCGAUGAGCUUGAAUUACCGCCUCCUGUCAAGCUGAGGCCUUCCGACUAUCUUCAAACCAACGUCGGCGUUAUCUUGGAUUCAGGCACAAACAUGAAUGAGGGUCUGGGACACAUUCCCCUCUUCAAUGCCGCGCCUCUGUCCCCUAUAUCGUUGGCUAGCAACCACAACAGUUAUGUUACGACCGAACACGCGCCCAGCGCGGAAGAAGGUGACAACGAAGGAACACCGCGUCGACUGGAAAGCCUUGAUCCUCCUGAAUCCGGCCCGAUUGAUUUCUCAGCCGUAAUCCCCGCAUCAAGCGGCUACUGUUCACC
Messenger RNA from Puccinia graminis f. sp. tritici CRL 75-36-700-3, 431 nucleotides. RefSeq lists its product as uncharacterized. The transcript has a single exon. The annotation marks the transcript as partial. The record is from RefSeq and is a predicted model, not a curated record. NCBI's taxonomy places the organism in Eukaryota, Fungi, Basidiomycota, Pucciniomycetes, Pucciniales, Pucciniaceae.